Aphanomyces invadans is the source of this 800-nucleotide messenger RNA. RefSeq lists its product as hypothetical. Bases 135 to 749 code for a protein of 204 amino acids. Lineage: Eukaryota; Oomycota; Saprolegniomycetes; Saprolegniales; Verrucalvaceae. The record is from RefSeq and is a predicted model, not a curated record. The transcript has a single exon.
CCCCGCCGCGAUGAAUACAAAGAUCCAGUGCAACGAGUCGUGACUCCUCGUGGAUGGACCGCCCCCGCGGAAGUAACGCCGCCAAACCUUACCAUUGAGUCAAAGUGGAGAAGCCGUCGACACAGAUUGCCAGGAUGGAGCUAUUGCAAACUGCUGCCAUGACCACUGCGGCGGAAAGACUCAAGCAAGACGCAGAUGACGCCAGCCCCACACACGUGGAAGCGCUGUUUGAGGUGACCCCUCCCCGCGCACCAUCGUCGCGGGUGGUCACGUUCACCACGGCAACAACGUACGUCUUCAACGUUGCGUAUGGCGGCAGUGCUCUUCCCAAGAAAUCCGGCCCGCCCAUUGGCAUGGCCGACAUUCACAUUGACGAAUUCCAUGAAGACUUGCGAGACGAACUAUACCAGCUGCAGACCUCUGACGUCGAACACAAACGGCGUCGACGGGUGCGCAAAUUCGAUCAUCUCGAGCGCAUCGACAUGCUCAAGCGAGCCAAGUACCAUGUCCAAGACAUUGCGACCUUUUGCAUGGACGCCAUCGACAUUCGCAAAUCACGACAGGAAUCGCUGCAUCAAUUCAGGAGAGAAGUCUAUCAAGCUGAUGUUGCUGACGACGAAGAUACUCCUCGCGACGACGAAGGCCAUAAGGCAGAUGAUACAGAAGACACGAUGAUGAAUGCAAUGCAUGAACUAAAGCGCCUGAGGCCUCCCAUGUUUGAGCCGCCCUGCCACAGUCUGCAACCGUAGAAGCAUCGAGAUGGUCCGUGUUUAACUUAAGAUGUGCUAUGUUCAUUCGAA